Messenger RNA from Cetraspora pellucida, 1260 nucleotides. The record is from the annotation of a GenBank genome assembly. Lineage: Eukaryota; Fungi; Glomeromycota; Glomeromycetes; Diversisporales; Gigasporaceae.
AUGAGUAGUUCAAAAAAUUUACAUAGAAUUUUUAUGGAAACAUAUCAUAUAUCAGGUGUUCUUUCAUCUGAUCUUGAAUCUUGGGCCGAUGGCUUUGCAAGAUUAUUAUCUAGAAAUAAAGAACUAACGGAGCAAGAUAAAAAAAUUAUUCAAGAAUGGUCAAUUGAAUUUUUUGAGGGUCGAAAAGUGAGAGAUAAAGUUGGAAAACAAAUAGAAUGUUUAGAAUGUAAUUCAAUUAAAUAUUCAAACAUGUAUUGCGAAAAUUGCAUGAGAAAAGCACUUGAAAAUCAAUUUAAUAAAUGGACAUCAGGAAAUGAAAUUAUUGACAGUUUUAUUCAAACAUGUCAGUUAGAAACACCUUUUCCAAAUUGCAUCAUAGAAUGGAUACCAUUUGACUUGUUUGAAGAUGUAAAAUACUUAGCUGAAGGUGGAUUUGGUAAAGUUUAUACAGCUAUACGGACUAGAGGGCCGAUUAAUAACUGGGAUAAAGAAAAAAAUUGUUUUACCAGAUUUGGAGCUCCUGAUGUUGUAUUAAAAUCUUUUAAUAAUUCAGAAAAAAUCGGAAAAAGUUAUUUAAAAGAGGCUCAAAAUUAUAAUAAAUUGAUAAGAGGACAUUUCGCUUCUUGUUGCGGUAUAACAAAAAACCCAGAUAAUAAUAAGUAUAUGAUGGUCAUGAGGCAAAUCCAAGGUGGAAAUCUAAGAGAAUAUUUGAGGAAUAAUAAUUUAAUACUUAGUUUAAAACAAAAAAUUCGAUUUAUCAGUGAUAUAAGCAAUUGUAUUUGUGAAAUGCACAAGUUAAACUUAAUACACAAAGAUUUACAUAGUGGUAAUAUUUUAAUAUAUGAUGAUGUAGAGGCCUUUAUAACAGAUUUGGGAACGUCAUUAGCAAUUUGUGAUGGAGUAAGACCACCUAUUUUGCCACAUAUACCCGAAUCAUUCAUAAAAUUGAUUGAAAAAUGUUGGAACAAAAAUUCUUAUGAAAGACCAGAAAAACUCCGUUAUGCCAUUAAGGAAGAAUAUAAAAAGCUUCUUAUUAAUGAAGAAUAUCACAAUAAAAUAUUAAAUGUAUAUAACUUAAGAUCAUAUUCAAUUCCAGAAACAAAUAAAUAUGCAUUUCAUACAAGUAGAAUAUUGGAUGAAAUUUUAAAUGAACUACAUAAAACAAGAGAAUUUGAAAUCGAUAUUUUGUCUAAUGAUAUUACUUUUGAAGACAAAAGUAAUAAAAUAAUUUAUGCCGAACGAAGUGAUGAAUCUAUCUAG